AUGACUCCAACUCUUCUGGUCCUCUCGCUGCUCUUCUCACCGGGUUUGUGCGUGACGCUGCGCAGAGCUGGUGAGGGCGCGGAGCAGGGUUCGUGCGUCUCGGGUCAGGGCUGUUCUCUGCACUGCACGGCCGAACACAAGCCCGGGGUCCAGUACAUGUCAGUGAGGUGGUACAAGCUCGGUACAUUCCCAGUACCUCAUCAGAAAGGCCUGGUCACCAGAAACCUCCCCAACGGCACAACGACGUGGUACACCGACGUGGACAAGAAGGUGGACUUUCAGGGUGAAUCCCUUGACCUCUUCCUGCCCAACGUGACCUGCAGAGACAGCGGCGUGUACAAGUGUCACCUGGCUGCACCUGUGGGGGAGCAGAACCGGGAGGGGAACGUUGUCCUCACUCUGCCAGAUUGUCCUGUUGAACCCGAAGACGUUCCUGCUGAUUCCACAGAACCUCUUCUGCGCCCUGCACAGAACCUGCUGACAGAUGCCAAGCUGGUUUUCGUGCUGAUGGUGGCACUGCUCAUAUUCCUAAUAAGCUACAGCUGCUCGAAGAAUACUUUCAGAGAAAAAGCGAAGACGACAAAAAAAGAAAUCCUUUUGAACGCUCCGCUCAAACCGCUUGACAAGAAGGACUUGAUGUUAAUUUAUACCUUGGGUCCCAAAACAUCAACUAUGAAGCACGUUUGUGUUUGAAGAUUAUCUCGGGAGUGACGCAUAGCAGUCCAUCCCUUGCAAGGAGUCGCGCUACCGCGCUGAAACCAAAGCAGAAUGUUCUCCAUGGAUCAGAAGGUCAACUGGGUCCAGCAUGGCUGAACUUUGGUUCCUCCUGGCCGCAUGCUGAGGUGAUUCUGCACAAAACAACAAGCCCAUUAGCAUGAAGGUUGCU
Messenger RNA from Nematolebias whitei (Rio pearlfish), 886 nucleotides. RefSeq names its product CD83 molecule (gene cd83). The coding region runs from base 1 to 693 and encodes 230 amino acids. The record is from RefSeq and is a predicted model, not a curated record. The transcript has 5 exons. NCBI's taxonomy places the organism in Eukaryota, Metazoa, Chordata, Actinopteri, Cyprinodontiformes, Rivulidae.